AUGGCAUAUACUUCUCGACAAUUGAGAUCGCAUGAAAUAAACUUUUCGACUCAAGACUUGGAUCUUGCCGCGGUUGUGUUUUCGUUAAAAGUCUGGUGGCAUUACCUAUAUGGGGUUAAAUUUCAAGAUGGCAGAUGCUUUGAGCCAAAUAUCAUGAUGUGUCGCUUGGAUGAUGGUAAUGAAGAGAUGCUGUUAAGGGAGUUUGAAAACCUCAACUUGGGCGUCAGAGAAGUAGCAGGUAAUUUGUGUUUGAACCAAUUGGAUGUAUCUGGUGAUUUCAAGACUGAGAUUCAGAAGGCCCAGCUGAAUGAUCAAAAGAUGCGAAGAAUGAUGCAAGCAGUUGAACAUAAGGAACCAAGAGAAGUCACCCAAGACAGAGAAGGAGUACAGAGGUAUAAGGGAAGAAUCUAUAUACCGAAUGUGGCACAUUUGAGGCAAGAUGUGCUAACAAAAGCUCACUAG
This is a messenger RNA of Arachis ipaensis, 462 nucleotides long. RefSeq lists its product as uncharacterized. The record is from RefSeq and is a predicted model, not a curated record. NCBI's taxonomy places the organism in Eukaryota, Viridiplantae, Streptophyta, Magnoliopsida, Fabales, Fabaceae.